Acaulospora colombiana is the source of this 744-nucleotide messenger RNA. NCBI's taxonomy places the organism in Eukaryota, Fungi, Glomeromycota, Glomeromycetes, Diversisporales, Acaulosporaceae. The record is from the annotation of a GenBank genome assembly.
UUUUGGCAUCAGCAAUUCAUCAAAAUUGACCUUUGCAAAUUGGAGAUAAAAGAGAAUGGUAGUCGAAUACUUGCUGCCAAUUAUCAAAAACUUUCAUUGGUCUUACGUUUCAUCACCAGUGAAAUAUGUAUUAGUUUGAAUAAUGCAAUUGAGGAGGUGGUUAUUCCAUUAGAUCAAAUUAUGAAAUUUAGAGUGUCAAAUGAUAGGGACAUCACGGUGGAAUUUAAAAAAAAUUUUGAGAAAUUCUAUUUCAGAUACCAACAAGGUCCAUUGAAUCAGCGAGAACAGAUUUCACUUGAUCCAUCUCGUGGAAAACUUGACGGCGCACAAACAAUACUAUUUGUGCCUGCUGAAUGGGUGGACAACAAUACAUUGAUUUUUUUUGGGGAAGGAAUAAAAAGAUUGAGGUUUGAUCCGCAAAAUAAGAUAAAAGAACUGGGUAUAAACAACAAUUUUUCUCAGAAUGAGAAUGACUCCUACAGAGCUCCAAAUGAGAAAGAGCUUCAUGUAACCUGUUCUUUUUUGACGAAAACAUACGCGCUGCAAGUUCCGGAUGAUAUCACAUUUGAGGAAAUUCUUAAUAAUGUUCAGACACGUUAUAAAGUGGAAGUAAACCCUAAUCGCGUUACCUACAAGAAUCAGGUGAACGAAAUCAUUACUUUGAUUGACGAGGAGGAUUGGGAAGCCGCUAAAUGGGAAGCAAAAAAAGCCAAAUCAUAUUAUAUAUAUAUGUACUUCUCAUAG